Messenger RNA from Oxyura jamaicensis (ruddy duck), 1633 nucleotides. RefSeq names its product bystin like (gene BYSL). The record is from RefSeq and is a predicted model, not a curated record. The transcript is spliced from 7 exons. Gene Ontology annotation, molecular function: snoRNA binding. Gene Ontology annotation, cellular component: nucleolus; preribosome, small subunit precursor; cytoplasm. Gene Ontology annotation, biological process: rRNA processing. NCBI's taxonomy places the organism in Eukaryota, Metazoa, Chordata, Aves, Anseriformes, Anatidae. Bases 35 to 1354 code for a protein of 439 amino acids.
AGCAGCACCGAAGCCCCUCGGAGCCUCCCCCACCAUGCCCAAGGUUCGGCGGGCCCGGGGCUCCGAGACCGGAGCCGAUCGCGCGUUGCCGCUGCCCGAGCAGCUCCUGCGGGACGCGGCCCCCCGGGCACGGGCACGGCGCGGCCGGGCCGAGGAGGAGGAGGAUGAAGAGCAGGGCUGCCAAGGCUACGUGGACGCCCGGCUCUCCCGGCGCAUCCUGCAGCAGGCACGGCGGCAGCAGGAGGAGCUGGAGGCCGAGCACGGCCCCGGAGCGCCCGCAGCCCCCCGGCACAGGAACGGGGGGCUGGGUCCGGCGCUGAGCGGCUCUGGGUCCGAGGAGGAGGAGGAGGAGGAGGAUGAAGAGUGGCCCUCGCUGCAGCAGGCGGCGGCGCGGUGCGGGGAGGUGGUGGUGGACCCCGAGGAUGAGAAGGCCAUCGAGAUGUUCAUGAACAAGAACCCGCCGCUGAGGCGCACGCUGGCCGACAUCAUCAUGGAGAAGAUCACGGAGAAACAGACGGAGGUGGAGACGGCGCUCUCGGAGAUCUCGGGCUGCCCCAUGCCCCAGCUCGACCCCCGUGUCCUGGAAGUCUACAAGGGCGUCAGAGAGGUGCUGUCCAAAUACAGGAGUGGGAAACUCCCCAAGGCGUUUAAAAUCAUUCCUGCCUUGUCCAACUGGGAGCAGAUCCUCUACAUUACAGAUCCAGAGACGUGGACGGCCGCUGCCAUGUACCAAGCCACCAGGAUAUUUUCAUCCAACCUGAAGGAGAGGAUGGCCCAGAGGUUCUACAACCUGGUGCUGUUGCCGCGGGUCAGGGAUGACAUUGCUGAGUACAAGCGCCUCAACUUUCACCUCUACAUGGCUUUGAAGAAGGCUCUGUUCAAGCCGGGAGCCUGGUUCAAAGGCAUCCUCAUUCCCCUGUGCGAGUCGGGGACCUGCACGCUGCGGGAGGCCAUCAUCAUCGGCAGCAUCCUCACCAAGUGCUCCAUCCCCGUCCUCCACUCCAGCGCGGCCAUGCUGAAGAUCGCCGAGAUGCAGUACAGCGGUGCCAACAGCAUCUUCCUCCGGCUGCUCAUCGACAAGAAGUACGCGCUGCCCUUCCGCGUGGUGGAUGCCCUCGUCUUCCACUUCCUGGCCUUCCGCACCGACCAGCGCGUCCUGCCCGUGCUGUGGCACCAGUGCUUCCUGGCCUUCGCCCAGCGCUACAAGGAGGACCUGUCCUCGGAGCAGAAGGAGGCGCUGCUCGAGCUGCUCAAGUUCCACAGCCACCCGCAGAUCUCGCCGGAGAUCCGCAGGGAGCUGGUGAACUCCAAGACGCGGGACGUGGAGGGGCAGCCGCCCGCAGCCAUGGAGUGAGCAGCAAAAAAGCAGGGGAAAGCCGCAGCCUGAGCUGCUGCCGGGGCGUGCUGGAUGCAGCUGGGAGCCCGCUGGGAGUGAAGCCUCCAGGAGGCGUGCAGGACCCUCCAUCCCCGGGAUCCUGCUGCUCCAAAUGGAGCAGGCCCUGCCCACGCAGCCGGACCGCUCCCGCCGCUGCUCACCACGGGGCAGGGCAGCCCCGUGCCACCAGCACCUGGGAGAGCAGUUGGGUUUCUCCUCUUCCCGUAUCGGAAAAUAAAGCCGAAGCCAGGUCCUUCA